This is a messenger RNA of Humulus lupulus (European hop), 1191 nucleotides long. RefSeq lists its product as uncharacterized. Gene Ontology annotation, molecular function: nuclear export signal receptor activity. The record is from RefSeq and is a predicted model, not a curated record. The transcript has 14 exons. Gene Ontology annotation, biological process: protein export from nucleus; ribosomal large subunit export from nucleus; ribosomal small subunit export from nucleus. Gene Ontology annotation, cellular component: nucleus; cytoplasm. NCBI's taxonomy places the organism in Eukaryota, Viridiplantae, Streptophyta, Magnoliopsida, Rosales, Cannabaceae. Bases 1 to 1191 code for a protein of 396 amino acids.
AUGUCUGCUACUGUUGCUCGUUCCCAUGGUAGUGAUGGAGCAGAUCAUCCUCCUCUAGAUCCCAUGCGAGUUCCUACUUCCUCGGCAGCCACAAAAAGAAGAGUUGGUGAUUUCGAGACAUCAUUCAUGAGACUUAUUGGUAACCUUAUUGGUCACCAUGUUCCAUUAUAUUAUGACUCAUGGCAGAAUGUUCCAGAUGAGGACAAGAUUGGAUUGAUGUGGAUUUACUUUUGGCUGCUUAUGGCUGCUGCUUGUGGUCUUUUCAUCAGUGAAGAAGCUUUAAAUAUCUGGGUUGGCAUAUCUAUAGCAAGGAUGUUAACUUUGGAUGGGUCAUGGAAGUCUCUUGCAGAGUCCUUUUCUAGGAAUGCUGGAUACAUAACAUUGACGAUUUUUUGGGUGUACUGGGGAGUGUGCAUUAGUGACUUGAUACCAUUUUAUUUUGGAAAGCUUUUCAAGCAGUCUGGGGCAUCUGAUGAUAUUUGUUCAAAGUUAGGGAUUGGAAAAGAGAAAGCUUUGAGCAUAACUCGUGUUGUUAAAAAAUAUGGCAAUCUCAUUGGUUUUGUUGAACGAUUUUCCCUUGGAGUAAGAAAUCCAACAACAUUUUUGGUCGAGGCAUCGACGCUAAUAAUGGGAAACCGUGACAAUAUUGACAAAAUGCCUAGCACAAAUAGCUCUGUGCUUCUUUCAAUUCUUAAGUUGAUUGAAAAAUAUGAUCUAUAUGGUCAAGGUGUUUUCAUAAAUCUAGCCUUCAUUGAGCCAUUUGGACUUACUUUAAUUGAGGUUAUUACUCUUGAGGAUGUAAUAAAGGGAAUUAAGAUGCUAAAGAAGAUAGGCAAAAAAUUAAGUGGCGAGGAUUGGAAUUGGAACAACUUAAACACAUUAUGUUGGGCAAUAGGGUCUAUAUCUGGUUCGAUGAUGGAAGAACAGGAGAACAGAUUUUUGGUUAUGGUCAUUCGUGACUUGCUGAAUUUAUGCGAAAUCACGAAAGGGGAGGAUAACAAAGCUGUCAUCGCAAGUAACAUUAUGUAUGUUGUUGGACAGUACCCGAGGUUUCUAAGAGCUCACUGGAAGUUCCUAAAAACUGUUGUGAACAAAUUGUUUGAGUUCAUGCAUGAGACACAUCCUGGUGUUCAGGAUUUUGUUCUGUUGUUGUUUUCUUGUCUCAUUAAUAGUUGCAAAACAUUUGCUUGA